CGCUCGGGAAAAUGGCCGAUGCUGGGCCGUCGGACGGAACAGUGAGCAGCAGCCGAGAGAAAAGGGCAGGGACGUGUCGCGGAGCUGCUCCCUGUGUGUACGCGAGCGAGAGAGCGGCGCCGCGGAGCUCUCCGCGCUAGUGCAUUCCGAGCGGACGAGCAAGCCAGACGUGUGCGCGUAUAGCGACGAGGAGAGCUGGUGCAGUUUCGUCGCGUUCGCGUUAACAAUCGGCCAGCUAUAUAUCCUACACAGCCGUCGGCGCGUCGCGCGUGCAAAGUGUGUUUCCGAAGUAUAGCAGUAUAUAUAGCUAGUGUCCGAUCGACGGCCGCAGUGGAAAAAGAGAAGAGAACGCGAGAGAGAGAUAGGUGCGCCGCCGCCGCCGCGACGUUCACGCACACACUCUCAUAUACACGCUCGCGUAUGCGUUCAUCUCUCUCUCGCGCUCUGCCGACGAAAUCAAAAACAACGGGCCAGCAGCAGCAGCAGCAGCAGCGGAGCAGAAGAAAAGCAAACAAGUGCGGCAGCCCCGUCUCUCUCUCGCUCUCUAUCUCUCUCUUGGUCUGUCAGUGGCAGUGCGUGCAGUUUCGGCCGACGGGAGAGAGAGAGAGAGAGCAGAGCAGCGCGCAGAGUGUUGAAAAAGCCAAGUGAGCGAUAAGGAGAGCGCGAGUAGGCGAGCAGAACGAGGGAGAGAGACGGCGGGCAUCAGAGAGAGAGAGAGAGAGAGAGAGAGAGCACCAGUGUGCGCGCUCUCGCUGCUCUGUAUGUAUAUAGUGGAAGACUGGCAGUUACUACUAAGCCGUGCAUGUGGAUGUGUCGCGCGCGUAUUCUACAGCCCGAUGCAGUAGUGUCGUGCACACACCGGAGUGCGAUAUUACACCGCAGCUGCAGCAGCAGCAGCAGCAGCAGCAGACUUCAUCCGAGCAGCAGACAGAUGGCUCGGCGUCGCCGCUGAAGAAGCGGCCCAAGUCCAGCCGAAUUCCACUGCCAGAGCCAAUGCGAAAGAUGGUGGUCAGGUAGUCAGAGAGAGUGAGCCGUUCGCACGCCAGUGCAGAACAAGAGCCGCGCGAGGUCGUCCUCGCUUGCAGGGAUCUCGCGAAGAUGUGAAAAGCCCAGGGGCGGGAUGAAGCCGCAGAAGAAGGCAGUAACCAGCCGCAAGGCAAACACCAAAACACCGGUGCUUGCCAAGAAGCGUCGCGCUUCCCUCGAGAAGCCCGCCGCCGCAGCUGCCGCCGCCGCUGUCCUCGCCGCCGCCGCCACUGGACUCCUCGAGCAGUUCACCGGCAGCAGCAGCAGCAGCAGCAGCAGCAGCAAGAAGGACAAGCGACCCAAGUCCGAGGCCUCGAAGAAGCCGAAGAAGCAGCAGCAGCAGUUAGCUUCGCUCGACGACAAGCCGGCGGACAAGAUGGUGGAGAAAAAGGGCGACGAGAAGGACGAGGUGGCGGCGAGCAAGGACGAGCUCCAGAAGGAGAGGAUCGUCAUCUCGGAGAGCAAGAUCGACGAGCGGAUCGCCAUGCUGCCGGUGAAGAAGAGGCUGAAGGAGGAGCACCGGAAGCGCGAGGCCAAGCUCCUCAAGCUCGAGACGACGAAGGAGACGACGAACCCAAAAAUCGCAACUGCCAAAGAUAGCAAGGCUAAGCCCAGCUUAGCGCACGAGGCCCACGCGGCCCACGCGGCGGCGGCGGCGGCGGCGGCGGCGGACCAGCGCAAGAAGUCACCGGAGAAGGAGACGACGCGCAAGCCCUCGCCGGUCAGGACGAAGAAGGAGCCGAAGAUCAAGCAGCCGCCGAAGAAGAGCAAGAAGAAGCACGCGCCAGCCAGUCUUCAGCCGGUCGUCAAGAAGCCGCUCGCCGAGAAGAAAACGAAGCUAGUCAAUAAGCCCGUGCAGCAAGCGACGCAGCAGCAACAGCAGCAGCAGCAAGCUCCCGGUGGCGACGCCGCGGCUGCCCCCGUUGCAGCGCCACCGGCGAGCGAACCCGCGAACAAGCCGGAGACGAAGAAGCAGGCGGCGGCCAGGAAGAAGUCCGCCUCGCUGCUGGCCAAGGGCAAGAACAUGAUCGCGAAGAAGAUCGAGGAGAAGGUGCCCAGGCCGCCGGCCAAGCUGGCCCAGAAGGCCGCAGCGAAGCAACAGGCCGGCAACCUCAAGAAGGAGGAGAAGCCGCCGGCGAAGAGCGCCGCGACGACGACGACCGACGGCAAGAGCCCCAGCUGCAAGAAGAAGACGUCGACGAUGGCGACUUCGGAGCCCAGUUGCAAGGACGCCGUGUCGGCUCCUGACAAGAUCCCCAACAGCGAGCUCGGCAAGCCCAAGGAAGAGCAGCAGCAGCAGCAGCUCGAACAGCCUGUACACGCGCCGGAGAUAAAGAAGGAGAUCAAGGAGGAGGAAGUGGUGCCUGCCAAGGAGGAGCCGCCGACGACGACGACGACGGCGAAGAAGCCAGCGGCGAAAUCGAAAACUGCCAAAAAGCCGACGGCGACGAGCAGGAAGACGCCCGCGACGAAGAAGACGACGGCGACGGCCAGCGAGACCGACACGGAGAAGGGAGAGAGCACCUCCGACGAGUCCAAGCCCCUCAACCCCUUCCACGCGACCAGCAGGGAGGAGGAGGAGCUGAUCAAGGUGAACCUGAAGGUCGAGGCGGUGAACGGCGACAGCGCGGACAGCGCGAGCAGCGAGUCCGACUCGAGCGACGAGGACUACGCUCGGCGAAGCCGCUCGCGCAGCCACAGGAAGAAGGAGCGCACGCCCUCGGAGGAGCGCGCCAUGACCAACCGCAUGAAGCUCUUCGGCUUCUGGAGCGGGCCCAAGCGGCACCGGGUCGCCUCGCUCAACGCCCUCGCCAAGGUGCACUGCCUCUACGAGAACGAGAACGGUGGCGUCUACCUCGGCGGCUUCUGCAAGCCCAAGCCCGAAAAGGACGCCGCCGCUGCCGCCGCCAAGCUGCGCAAGUGCAAGGAGGAGAAGGACGACAAGGAGGCCUCCGCGACGCCCAAAUCGCCGCAGCAGCAGCAGCCCUCGACGCCGAAGAAGGAGAAGAAGCAGCCGGUCGCCAAGUCCAAGCAGUCGCCGGCCGCCUGCGAGGAGCAGACGCCUGCCAGCAAGAGGAAGCUGCGCAACGUGCCCGGACUCCGGGGCAAGCACUACGACGUCCUCGACGCGCUCACCUCCUCCGGCUCGUCCUCCUCCUCCGACGAGGACCUCGAGCUGCGCAAGGAGCGCGAGAAGGAGCGCAAGAAGCGCGAGAAGGACAAGGAGCGCCAGGAGAAGGCUCGCGAGAAGCGCAUCGAGGCGGAGCACGAGCGCGAGCGCAACCACGCCGAGGGUAUCGAGGAGACGCCGGUGGUCAGGAAGCCCAAGCAGAAGCGUCGGAAAAAGAACGCCGAGGUGAUGGACCUGAAGGACAUGGUCGUCUGCAAGCGCAUGGCCAGCCUGAACGCCUCGGCCAUCCUGGCGGCCUCGUACUCCGACGAGAAGAACCGACUGGGCACGAGCAGCGACUCGUCCUCGAGCAGCGAGUCCGACGUCGAGUUCAUCAAGCGGCGCCGGCAGAGCGACUCCGAAGUCGACAAGAGGAAGCAGCGACAAGCCGGCUCGGACGCCGACGAUCUCGUCAAGCCCUCGAAGAAGGUCGUCAUCGUCAAUCAGGACACCGACGUCACGAUAACAGGUGUCUACGUCAAUCAAACGCGGUCCACUCAUCACGAGGGGUUCUGCAGCAUCGCCGGAAUGCAGUACCGAAUCAGUUCCACCAGUCACACGCAAACUGCCGCAACGGCAGUUGCCACGGAGCUGCACGAUCAGAAGGAGCAACCGUGCAAGUCUUACACACCUCUCGGGGCGCUUUCAUCGAUGCAGCCACCCGGCUCGCAAGGCAACCACUCGAACAUGUCUCCUCGGCGGCACUCGGCUUUCUCAGCGCCACAUCAGCAUGGAUACUAUCAGCCGGCUGGUCCGCUGAUACAGCAUCCGCCGACGUUGCCGCCGGUGAAGGGGCCGCCGCCUGAACCGACGCCGACGCCCCCGCAAAACUCCGAGGGCUCGGACGACCUCGUCGCGACCUCCACCACCUCAGGCGGCACCAGCAGCACAGGUGGAGGCUUCUAUCGCGCUUACUGCCCGCAGUAUUACGCGACGCCGCCACAGUACCAGGAGCUCUGCUACCCGCCCUCCUACUCGCACUCGCACCCACACCCGCCGCCUUAUUACCACAAGUAUGCGCCUCCCUAUCGAAGGCAGUACUACGCGUAUCAGGAGACAGGGGCAGGCGGUGGUCCAGGCGGCUCCGGCGCAGGUCCCGGGGUCGUCGAGUACCAGCCGCCUCCAGGCGAGUACCUGCCGCCGUAUUACGCCGGGUAUCCGCCGCCCCCGCCACCGCCUCCGCCGCCGCCAAAUCCCGCAUAUAUGCACUCUCAGGGACGACCUUUUGUAGACCACGCCUUCCAAAGCUGUCCGUGCCCUAUGCAGUCGUGUCCAAAAAACGCGGAUACUGGGCCCCUUAUUGGUAAUGGUAAGGGAGCGCCAGUAGUAUCGGGGCCCGGUCUGUCAUUGCCACCCAGCGCCUUGGUGGGGCCGCCCUCGCCGGCGCGGGGUCUAGCCGGGCUAGCACCCCCGCACGGCGCCAACGCCUGGGACACGGAUCGCGUCCAACUCAACCCGGUUCACCGCGGUAACGUUGCCGCAGCCAAUCAACAGCAGCAGCAGCAGCAACAACCAAAACAGCAGCAGCAGCAGCAGCAGCAGCAAGCCUCGACGAGCGCAGCUGCAGCCGCCGCCGCCGUAGCCGCCACCGGUUCGGAUAAAGACAAGUGCGAGGUGAAGCUCGAGAAGAGCGUGUCGCCGGCCGGCGACGAGGCCGCUUUGGACAAGCCGCCCUCGAACGCCUCGGCCUCUCCCUCGACACACCACCACCACCACCUGCACCACCACCACCAUCACCACCACCACAGCCUCAAGCUCGAGAACAACAACGUCAAGUGCGAGUCGCGCAGCUGCCUCGCGAUAGAGGACGGCAGCGCCGCCACCAGCUCCGCCGAGACAGCCCUCCAGCCGAAGGUCAAGUGCGAGAUGCUCAAGUGCGAGCAGUGCGUCAAGGAGGCCGCCGCGGCCAGCAGCCAGCUCGCCAUCUGCGAGAUGGACAAGGACUCGGGCAUCCUCGACGACGACGCGGGCAGCGGCAAACUCGAGACAGACACCGAGGUCAAGGAGGAGCUCAACGCACUGAACGUCUUCUUUUCUAACCAGGCCGACGCCGACUGGAAGAAGCCGGACUACGAGCCCACCGCGCCAGAGCCUCUCGUCGAAGAAGAGGAGACGGGGGAGGACGAAGAGGAGGUCGACGAGGACGAGGAGGAGAACGUUGACGAAGAGGAGAAGCCCACCUCCGAGCAGCAGCAGCAGCAACACAAGCGCCAGAAGCUUACCAAGAGGAAGCUGUCGCUCGACAGCCUCUCGGACAUCGCCAAGCUGAAGAAGAUCAACAAGCGGACCAUGUCCGUCGGCUCGCCCAGGGAACUCGCAGCGACGCCUCCGGUGACCAACGGUCAAGCGGUGGAGACCGAGCCCGCGCAGAACGGCACGACCGACGAACCCACCUCGGAUCCGCAGAGUUCGCCUUCCACUCCCACGCAGAAGAAGAAGCAGCCGACGAAGAAUGAGCUGCAGAGUCAGAAGCGCAAGUCCGAGGCCACCGUCAACUCGGCCGAAACGCCGCCGAAGAAGUCGAAGAGCGGCAAGACGAUAGCCAGCGAGACCUCGAUCAUGGAGACGAUAGACAACGUCAUCCAGCAGAGCGUGCAGAUGACGGCGAAGCCCGCCAAGACGAAGAAGGCCAAGAACGGCAAGGUCGAGAAGAAGAACAAGAAGAACAGCGUGAACCUUCUGUCGACCAUAAAGCGCGCCUCGAAAAAGCUCGACAUCGUCAAGGCGGUCGUCAGCGAGAAGUUCGGCCUGAUCAAGAACGAGAUCAAGAACAGCCAGCAGAAGAUCAACAGCAAGGUCGACGCUAAGCUCAAGUCCAAGGUGCAGAACGUCAAGACGAAAAACAUCAAGGUCAAGGCCAAGAUCCUCCAGGUCAAGACCAAGGUUCUCGAGGCGAAGAACAACAAGCUCGCGGAGGUUAAGAACAACAAGCUGAUCGAGGCGGCGACGAAGAACAACAACAAUAAGCUCGCCGAGCUGAAGAACAACAAGAUCGUCGUGGCCAAGAACGAGAACAAGAUCCUGGAGACCCUGGACAACGGCAAGAUUCUCGAGGUCAAGAGCAACAAGUUCGUCGAGGCGAAGAACAACAAGAACAGGAGCCUGGGCUUGAAGGAGGCCAAAGAAAGUACGGUGGAAGCCAAGGACUCCAAGGAUACAAAAUCCAACGUCGUUCCAGUUUUCUCCGCGCCUGUCGCGCACUGCAAGGAGGCAAAGGCUGUUAAGCUGAACAAUUGCGCGAAGAAGGGCAAGGCCGUGCACGACGCAACGGCCGAACCCAAGAAGUGCAAGAAGAAAGGCAAGGGAGCGAAGAAGUCCGUCUGCAGGAGGGACAGCUACUUCAAAAUCGAGGAACACUUUAAAGAACCGCCGGGCAAGUGCCUGCCUCUGAUCAGGAAACCGUUUCUCAAACCCAAGUGGAGCAACGGAUGGAGCUGGGAGGGCGAGGCGUUCGAGGCCAAAGUUUACUUGACUAACGAGGAGUCAGCCAUUCGCCGAUGUUACGUCAGCAUGAGGCACGAGAGCGGGGACGUUCUCCGACCGCUGGACUGCGUCUUGCUGAAGAGCGGACCAAGAAAGGCGGAUUUGCCUUACGUGGCGAAAAUCGCCGCGCUCUGGGAGAAUCCGGACGAUGGUGAAAUGAUGUUCUCGCUACUGUGGUACUACAGACCGGAGCAUACCGAACAGGGUCGUACUGAGUAUGACACCGACGACGAGGUAUUUGCCUCCCGGCAUCGAGAUGCCAAUAGCGUGGCUACUAUCGAGGACAAAUGCUAUAUUCUCACCUUUAAUGAAUAUUGCCGCUAUCGCAAGAAUAUUCGAAGGAUCGAGGAGGGCCUGGACUACCCGGGCCUCAUAGUACCUCCGGGCGAUCAGCUCUACCCACGCGAAGCCCGACAGCCUCCUAUCCCCGUGCCCCAGGACAUGGUCCUCUUCUGCCGGAGGGUCUACGACUAUCGCGGCAAAAAGCUGGUCAAGAAUCCCGGAUGACUCGACUAGCUCUAAGACGAAAAAACAAAAAAAUACAGCAACACCGAAGAGCUGCUCAGGGGCGGGAUCGAAGAAAGAAGGGAAGAAGAAAAUAGUGUGUGUGUUUUUGUCUGCGAGCGACAAAAAAUCAAUUAAGCGAAUAAUUAUUGUGUAUGAUAUCUGUAACGAUAUAUAUCGAGCGUGACGUUAAACUAAAAAAAGGGGAGAUCGAGCGCGCCCUCGGUGGAUUUGACAAUUUUAUAGGUGAAAAAUGAAAAAAAACGAGAUGAAAAUAAUGAUAUUUUUUGCGAGAUAGUCUUUACACGCUCCAAGAGAGAAAACUGGGGGAUAGGAUGUGGAGUAGGAGAUGAAGGGUGAAUAUUUUUCAACUAGCGAUUUAGAGUAGAAUGUCACAACUCGCGACGAAGAUUUAAAAAAAUAAAGAAGCCAGGGGCAUUGACCACUUUAGCGAAGAGAAAUAUCUUAUUGUAUACACGAGCAGGGAUACUACGGGAGAAAUCAACGUUUGCGACGUAAAAAAUGCAUUUUCCGACUCUCCAAAAGCACUUCAGUAGUGAUUACUUUUUGAUUUCGUUCGAUUUUCUUUUAUGCCUUUUUAAUGCUCCAUUUACCAUUUUUUCGAUUUAAUUUUUCAAAGAAGAGAGAACCAAACGAAACAGAAACAUUUUAACUUGGUUCGCAAUUUUUUUACGGAUUCUUUUUUCCAUCAUAUUCUCCGUUUCAAAUAUUUUAUUGCGAGAGUGUAUUAUGACGAUUCAAACUAUCAAGUAUUCAACAUACUUGUGCAUUAUAUGCGUAGCUGUACUAUAGCGUUUUAUAAUAUAGUACACAAAUGAAAGUUCAGAAUAUAAAAUUAUUUACUAAUUAAAUUAAAGAUAUAAAUACUAAGUAUUUAAAAGUCACUAGUAGAAGUAUACGUUGCAUUAGUUGUUUUUGAUUGUUUUUUAGCAAUGAUCAUGCUUCGGGUGAAUAUUCGAUUUUUCGUUUCUUAAAAUAACGUUCUAAUGACGAGCAUAGGUUUUGGUAAUCUAAAUAUUUAACGAAUGCACGUAAAUUUGAUUCUACAAUAGUAGGGCGAUUUGAUACAAACUACUGACGCUUAAGUUUUUAUUUUGCACGAUUUACAUCGUGUGGAUGAGUUUUUAAUUUAUAUACUAUGAAGAUGAUUCUCUCUUCUGAAGGCCUCUGAAAUCUCGAAAUACCUACGUAGGCGAGUUCACAACGCGUAAACAUUACGAAUUAUUGCGGUUGUAAAUGUUUUGCUAAAUAAUGUUUAACAAUGAAUAAAUUAAUGCGUAGUAUUGACGCGGCGAGCAUGUAACAUGGCGCUGUAAAUCGAUGUGAUGAACUACAAGAAAGCGAGUUUUUUGUUUCAUCUGCAGCACGAAUAAUUGUUAUGAUUAUAUUAUAAUAUACUCGAUGGCAAAACGCAUAAUUAUUUGAAAUAUUAGAGAAUAUUUUAAAUAUGAAAUGGCGAUUAUAACGAACUAUUUCUAUUAUACGGUUAUUAUUCUACUUUGUACUAGUUAUAUUCCAUUGAAAUUCCAAGCGAUAGAAAGGAUGUCGUUGAUUUUGAAUAUUUACAAUAGCAAAAGCUGCGUGGCGGGUGUUUUGUUAGAAAUCAUAUUAUUUAAAAUUAAUAUAUUUCUUCUUAUUAUCAUUAUUAUUAAUAUUAUUCUAUUGUAUUAUUUAAUAUCUAAUAUAUUGGAUCUACUCUGACUAUUAAGUUAUUAUUUUCGAAGUGCGAAAGAGUGUGAGAAAGUGAAGUUAAAGAGGCGAGUGAAAACUUGAAAUAAAGUAAAAGAUGCUAAACAGAUGAAAAACAAUAAGAAUAUUACGUUUUGAGAACCCACGUGUAUGUAACAAAUCUUUUGAAUAAUUCCCCAUAAUCAAGACCAAGUAGUUUCUUAGCCAAUUUCCUUUUUUUAUACUAAAGAGAAAGAAAAAUUCGUAUACAAAGUUUUCUCCUUUUUUUCCGAACAAGCAUACUAUUAUAAAUAUCGUGUGCGUGCAAAGUUUUCUAUACUUCUCGAUAUUAUGAUACUAAUUGAGUUCGUCUUCUCCGAGGAAGAUGGAUAAGAAUUGAUAGAAUUCCGCAUACUCGGUUUCUGCAAUUGGUUAAGAUGGGAACAGUGCACGCGUAGGAAGAAAAAAAAGAAGCAUAUCCUCCAUUCGUCUUUUUUGCGUAUGGUCCAUGAGAUUCUCACAAUUCAAGGCGAACGGAUUAUAUUGUAUCCAGAAUCGCGUUUUGUUUCUCGAAGUCUAAAGAGGAGGGCAGAUACGUAAGGAAAGUUCGUUGGCAUUAAUCAAAAAAAAAAGUUAAAGAUAUUGAGAAGGAGAAAGAAAAUGUUGUGCGAAUUGGGUUUGAAAUGUAGUGAGGAGAAUUAAAGGUGCAGUUGCUGUAAACGAUUUUACAUUGUAUUGAUAUUAAUGAUAAAUUUUCAUCGGGUAUAACAGAAUAAGAGUCCGACGGUUCUUCGCAGCGAGAAAAUUGAUAUUUCUCGACGUGUUAUAAACAUAGGCUGCCGAUGAAUUGUUUCAAAUUCAUCAAAUUAUCUGACAAGAAAAUAAUCGUAUGAAUACGAUCGACGAAUUGGAACAAUUACUUUGAAUAUGCCUUUUAGAUAAUGUGAAAAUCAAUAGAUAUCGGGAACUCUCAAACCCCAAAAAGCGCAUAAAUACGAGUAAUCUUUAUGUGUAUUUGACGCUAGUAUGUUAUACAAUUAUAUAUUAAUUAUUAUUUAACUCGUCUACUACUUUUGCAAUGCUGAGAAAGAUUUUUUUGCAUUAGACAAUUGUCAGAUCAAGAUAGACUUUAUUUUUCUUGGGCAUUUAAAUGAGAAGUACAUGAAAACGAGUGUACUAAAACUUUCUUCAAGCCUUGAUCAUAGUGGACUGACAAUAUGUUGUGUAGGCUCGUAAUUCAUUAUUUUUACGCUAUUCGAUUAUAUACUAUUCUCAGAUAAUUAAUAUAUGAUUUUCGAAUAAAUGUAAAUACUAUAUGUGUGGUUGAAUUAAAAUAAAAAAAAUUGUUUUAUUAAUUUGAGUUUUGUUUUAUUUGUUGCAAGAAGCGUUGUCGAGAAUGUCAACCUGUAUAAUUGUAUUGCACGAAAAACUGGGUGUGUUUCUGGUUUUUGUCGAGAGAACCAGUCGUCAGUAUAAGAGCAUAAACAAAAGAAAAACUACUACAAACAAUAGAUACGAACUGUUUUCGAUAUUUUUGCCUGUGAUGUGAAAUGCGAUGUGUAACCGUGCACUUAUCCAAGCAACCUACGACAUUUCGUCUUUUUGUAUAAACGAAUCAGUCGGCUUGAACAUUUUUCAAAACGUCGCGUAAUCUCAUUGAUCAAUGAAUCUUGUGAAAAAAAAACUCUGUAAAGUAGCAUUUAUAAACAUGUAAAAAGAGGUCAAAGUAUGAAAAUCGUGCGAUGAACCGUUGGACCUACGAUAAAAAAAAAUAAAAAAAAAACACAGCUGGCGAGCAUACAAAUACAAUAAAUUUAAAGGAAAAAAAGAGAAGAUUCAGAAUUAUUUCUACACGAGAAUUUAUGAUGUAAGGGUAUAUACAGAAAAAAAUGAUAUACGAAUACAUAUGAAUAUAUUAUAUAUAUUUAGAUAACUAGAGUAACGAAAUAUAUAAAUAUUAUAUAUUAUAUUGUAUAAUUAUAUAUGGAAGGAUAUCGGAGGUGAGAGUUUUUUGGGGUAUUCUCGACGUGUUUCCUUUUUCAUCGCUUACUCUUCUUUUUUCAGAGUAAUCAGGGCAAAGUUUUGAAUCCGGAGCAAUACAAGUGAUAAUUAUUCCCUUUGAUUGAGCAAAGACAACGGGAUAGUCGAAUAAGAAUGGUUAACAAAAUGCAUACAAAAAAAUAUAAAGAAAAAGUGCCACAAUCGUUCCUAGCAAUCUUUGCCCGAAUUCUCUCCGCAGAUUGUAUUGCGAAAGCCGUCGAUCCUUUUUGUAAGUCACUUUCAGUUUCUAUCAUACUUCGGGAUUCCGGAUAAGAAUUUUGCCGAAUCAGAAUGCCAGUCAAUAUUAUGCACUGUAAUCUACGGUAAACAUAUUGUUUAUAUUCUACGGUUCUCUUUAAAAAUUUGUUUCGAAUAACUAAUAUAUGACAGACAAUAAAGUAUAAUUGCUUGAAACACUGUUACACUUUAUGAAUUGAAUUUUAUAGACUAGUUUGCGCUUGCAAUUGAUCGGCUCGUAUAGUUUUAAAGGCAAUAAUUAAAGUGAAUCAACGACCCAGCAUAAAAUCGUAUCCAGUAAAGAUAUUUAAUGUAACGAAUGAAAUUCGAGCUAUAUAAUAAAACGAUACAUUUUUCAUCGCGAUCUAACUUACAUAAAGUAACGAGUAUAUAACCGGAAAACUAUAGGUAAAGUAUUAUAUUCAACCUUUUGAAAAUCCAAUCGAAAAUGUAACGACGCAUAAUUGUAAAUAGUAACUGUAACGUGUAAAUACGCACAGGCUUGUUUCAAACAUUGUUUUUUCGCCUCGAUAAAUUCUCAUCCGGAAUCCCGAAGUCGAUCGUUGUUCUUUUCCAAAGCGAGAACCAGACAGACAUGUAGAAAGUGUGUUUUGCGUGCGCGACUUCUACAAGCGAGCGUGAGAAUGAUUGGGAUUGAGAGUAUUAUCGCUCUGUAAUCAGUACCAUUGAUCAUUCGCCCAAGUAAUCUAUGAAAACAAAAAAGCUUUCAACUCUAAUUUCAAAAUCACGCUCAUAUGCGCAAUGUUUUUUACAAAGUAAUUAACGUACACACACAUUAUGAACCAAAACAAAGUUUCGCUGCAGCACUGAGAGUGUUUGAUGGUACUUUUUAAAGCGUCAACGCGGCGACGGCGUGGAAUGACCCGAGGAGACAACUUUUUUCCGUGAAAAACUCUGUAAUUGUUUCUUCUUUUUAUCAGGAGCUUGUGUCUCUCUCGUACUGUAGUUCUUUAUACAUAUGUGUGCGCUUCGUAGAGAAAAAAAAAAUAACAGCAGAGUGCGCCGCUUUUUCCUCGAAUUAGAGGGAAAAGGGCAAACGUAUAGUUAUAUAUUAACAAAGAUAAAAAAGCUGCAAGCUGUCGUUAUGUUCGUAAGAAAAAUUGUAUCUCGACAAACAAACAAAAAAAAAACACUAUCUCUGGAUAUUCGUGAUUCUAGGCUCUGCGGUGAGGUUGUUAGUAUACAUGCGUCGACUGAUGCGGGGAAAAAAGGUGACAAUUUACGGUCUUCUCUGUGGUGUGUACAUUACGCGUUAAAAAAAUAAUAAUAAUUAAUAACAGAGCGGAACAGGAGCGAGCGCAGUCACGACAUGGGAAGAUAAGACGCACGAGUCGAGUCGAGAGAAGAAUAGUACGGAGAAAAUGCAAAGUUGUAUCAUUGUAAAAAGAGCUGCGACGGAGGCCGAAAUGUUCAAUAAAUUAUUUGAUCGAGCUCGGUGGAAA
Molecule: messenger RNA, 12612 nt
Organism: Nasonia vitripennis (jewel wasp)
Lineage: Eukaryota; Metazoa; Arthropoda; Insecta; Hymenoptera; Pteromalidae
Gene: Hers
Exons: 12
Coding region: 1121-7186 (2021 amino acids)
Molecular function (GO): chromatin binding
Source: RefSeq, a predicted model, not a curated record